Messenger RNA from Thalassophryne amazonica, 2055 nucleotides. RefSeq names its product phosphatidylinositol glycan anchor biosynthesis, class V (gene pigv). Lineage: Eukaryota; Metazoa; Chordata; Actinopteri; Batrachoidiformes; Batrachoididae. Gene Ontology annotation, cellular component: mannosyltransferase complex; endoplasmic reticulum membrane. The record is from RefSeq and is a predicted model, not a curated record. Gene Ontology annotation, molecular function: alpha-1,6-mannosyltransferase activity; GPI mannosyltransferase activity. Gene Ontology annotation, biological process: GPI anchor biosynthetic process. The transcript has 3 exons. Bases 273 to 1796 code for a protein of 507 amino acids.
AAAAGGUUUCUGGACUUCACCGGAAGGGAAAACUACAUUCACUGCAGCAGAAUGAGGACGACAAAAAUGUACACUCGACGCUUCGAUAUUUUCGUGUUUUUCCCAUCUUAUUUUACGAAGCGAUAAGCGCUGGAUUUAUCUCAGUUACAGCUUUUCUUUGCGAGCCGUUUACAAAGAAAAAAAAAUGACCGAACCAUUAUGGACUUUGUCGUAGCAGCGAUAAUGCAGGUUACAACCGACUGUUUCCAAUUUUGUCCAUCACAUCAGUCACUAUGGAUGUGAGAGCUGUUGUGCAGUUCGCCGCCGUUACCAGGUGCUUCUCGCUCUUUCUACAGGCUGUCUUGAAUGCUGCCAUCCCUGACCAUGAUGCUGAAGCAUUCAGGCCCCCACGGUCAGAGCAGCCCCUAUACCUGGACUCUGCAGUGGAGUGGUUGUUGGGCGGUCUGUCUCAUUGGGACGCUGAGCAUUUCCUCUUCAUUGCUGAGAGAGGAUACCUGUAUGAGCACAACUUUGCCUUUUUCCCCCUCUUCCCUGUCAUCCUGCGAGGCCUGGUGGAGACGCUGCUGUGGCCCCUGAGCAGCUGGCUGACUGUACGGGGACGCUUGCUGUUGGCGGUUGCCCUUGGGAACACCACCCUUUUUCUGUUGAGUGUCGUUGCCUUGCAUGCACUCAGUAGAAUGGUUUUGCAGGACAGACGACUUGCUCUGCUCUCCAGUCUGCUGUACUGCAUCACACCUGCCAAUGUUUUUAUGACAGCUGGAUACUCGGAGAGCCUGUUCGCAGCGCUCACAUUUGGUGGUCUGUUCCUCCUAGAAAAAGGACUCACCUUCCGAGCCUGCUUGGCCCUCAGUAUAGCCACGGCAGCUCGAUCCAAUGGACUUGUUAAUAUUGGAUUUCUACUCUACCUUCCAUCGCUGCACGCAAUUUCCCAAAUCUGUGUUUAUCGUACAACAACAAAAGGCCAUAGUAAAGUUUUCCAUUAUACUUGGGUUAUCGUGCGCCUUCUGCUCACCUCACUCCUAGGAACUGCAAUUAUAGCGCUUCCCUUUUUUGCUUUUCAGUACUAUGGGUACAGGACGUUUUGUACACCAUCUGUGUCCUUGGAGCAGAUCCCUCCUGCUCUCCUCACCCUAGGCGAACACAAGGGCUACCGGGUUCCAGAUGAAAAUAGUCCACCACCCCUUUGGUGCAUGAGACCCCUCCCAGUGCUUUAUUCUCACAUCCAGGAUGUUUACUGGGAUGUGGGUUUCUUUCGCUACUUUGAACUGAAGCAGAUACCAAACUUUAUUUUGGCUCUACCUAUGGCAACACUUGGCAUUAUGGCAUCUUACGCAUAUUUUCAAGCCAAUCCAGACCUGUGUUUGAGACUCGGACUUUGGGAGAACAGUGCAAGUAAACGACUUGACAAACCCACACUGGGAUUCUACAACCCAAAAGUGUUUGUCUACAUUGUUCACUCCACAGUCCUCUUGAUAUUUGGAACACUGUGCAUGCAUGUGCAGGUUCUAACCCGAUUCAUGGCCUCCUCUUCUCCUGUGCCCUUCUGGAUAAGUGCACAUCUCCUCCUCCUCAAUGAGCCACUUCUUCAUCGAAGGAAAACAUCAACCCCUAAUGUACAGCUGCAGAUGCAAAACUUCAUCAGAAACAGAUUCAAGCUCAUGCCUCAAAACCCCAUUACAGGACUGCUGCCACACUUGAAAUCCUGCUCUCCUACCACACAAAGCAUUCUGGGAUACUUUCUCUCUUACUGGGUGCUGGGUUUGGCACUGCAUUGUAACUUCUUGCCCUGGACUUGAUGAUAAAGACUUUACGAGUACACUGAGCUUUAAAAUGAAACAUUUCUGCACAGAAUUCAUCAAUAAUGUAUGUUAACAAAUUAUUUCACACACUGGUUUACAAUAUGUUCUCACUAUUUAAUUUUUUAACAAAUCAGUAAUUGUUAAAUUGAUGAUUGGAAUGAUGUUACAGAUAUUUCCUCAUGGAAAUGUCAGCAAUAUUUUUCACAGUUGCAGUUUUAUUAUAAAAGACAAAGAUCACUGUAAUUUGUAUUUGUGA